This is a messenger RNA of Onthophagus taurus, 2354 nucleotides long. RefSeq names its product ceramide phosphoethanolamine synthase. Gene Ontology annotation, cellular component: Golgi membrane; endoplasmic reticulum membrane; plasma membrane. Gene Ontology annotation, molecular function: ceramide cholinephosphotransferase activity; sphingomyelin synthase activity; protein binding. The record is from RefSeq and is a predicted model, not a curated record. Gene Ontology annotation, biological process: ceramide biosynthetic process. Lineage: Eukaryota; Metazoa; Arthropoda; Insecta; Coleoptera; Scarabaeidae.
AUUACUUGUUAGAUGUUUUGACGUAACGAAAACGAUUUCGAUAUAUAUAUUUAGUAGAAUUGGUAUAUAAUAGACAGCACAAAAAAUAGAAUUAUUUAUCAGGUGACGUCAUCUAUCGUCACACCACCAGAAUCGCGCGACCGCGAUCGCGAAAAUGAAACGCACGUUGUUCAGUAUGAAUCGAAGCGUCUGUCACGUUGACGUUUUUGUUGUAGUUUGAGGUUAAGUGUACUACGUACGUACCGUCAUCCGCGAGGUGUCCCGUUUUAAAAGAGAAAAUAUGUAAACGACUCGUAGUUUCGAUGACAAAUUCCGAUUUGGGACGCGUCCAGAAAAUGGGAGAAUCCUCCAUUCUCGAUUGGACCCCGUUGGAGAUCGAAAUCUGGUUAAAAAAGGAAGGUUUUGAUGAAGACGUCGUCAAGUUCGUCUGUGUGGAAAACAAGGUUAACGGGAAAUGUCUUUUAGCCAUAAAUGAAUCAGAUUUUUCGAUAGAUCCGUUAUGCAAACUUCCAUUAAAAGAUCGUAAAUUAUUAUACAUUGCUCUUCGCGCCCUUCAACGCGAAAAUCAAACGUUGAUGAUGGAACUUGGUUUAGUAGAAUUACCUUCAGUGAUUUAUCCGGGACACCAUCAACAACAUUUUCAACAACGUAGUGAAUUAAACGAUUUUUAUUAUGAAUCAGACCGUAUUUCGCCUCCCGCUUCUGAAGACGGAAGGGCUUCAAAACUUCCACCAGAAAUCGGUAAAGCCUUCCUUAGCUUUUGCUAUGUGGUCGCCGUCACGUGGAUCACCGCUUUUGUGAUGGUUAUUGUGCACGAUCGCGUACCAGAUAUGAAACGAUAUCCUCCUUUACCUGACAUUUUCUUGGAUAAUGUGCCACAUAUUCCUUGGGCCUUCGAUAUGUGUGAAGUGACCGGAACUUUUUUAUUUACAAUUUGGUUAAUUGUACUUCUAUUUCAUAAACAUAGAUUUAUACUGAUGAGAAGGUUUUUUGCCUUAUCCGGAACGGUGUUUCUUCUCCGUUGCGUUACCAUGUUAAUAACAUCAUUAAGCGUCCCAGGGGCACACUUACAGUGCGAGCCAAGACAUUAUUCGAAAGAUGGGUCAACACUUUUUGGGGAUUUGGCUUUCAAGAUAUCACAAGCUUACGUUAUUUGGCGAGGGGCAGGAAUGUCUAUUCAAGGAGUUCGUACUUGUGGUGAUUAUAUGUUUAGUGGACACACAGUGGCUCUAACAAUGCUUAAUUUCUUUAUUACAGAAUAUACUCCAAGAAAUUUAUACUUCCUCCACACGGUAACAUGGAUAAUGAACAUGUUUGGCGUCUUCUUCAUCCUAGCUGCCCAUGAACAUUAUUCGAUAGACGUGUUUAUAGCGUUUUAUAUAACGAGUCGUCUCUUUCUUUAUUAUCACACGUUAUCGAAUAAUCAAGCGCUGAUGCAACGCGAUUCAAAUAGGACGCGUGUUUGGUUCCCGCUCUUUUCGUAUUUUGAGGCGAGCGUAGAUGGCAUUGUGCCAAACGAAUACGAUUCUCCAGCAGAUAUAGCCCUUAACCUUUUUGUUUUUAUCAGAACGAAAGCGUGUCUUCUGACGACACUUGGCGGCGUAAUUAAUCACAAUAACAAUAACAAUCGUCAUCAUCGGAAUGAGACGUUUACUUCGUGCGGUAAUAGUACUAAUGAUAAGGAUAAAUAAUAAUGAAAGAACUUAAAAGAAAAUUAAUUUAAUAAAGGAAUGAGUAUGAAACGGGAUAAGAAAAUUUUUUUUUGUUAUAAGAAGUAAUUUAUUAUCUAUUUAUUUCUUUGUUGUAGUAAGUAAUUUAUUUUUGAGGAGUUUUGUAAUGAAGGGAAACAAAAAAAAGGUGUAAAAGUUGUUUGUAAAUAACCUAAAGACUGGUACAUAUUUUCCAAAAAUAAGCACAUAAUCUUAAGAAAGCGGUUUAAAAAAUAUUUAUUCAUCCACCAAAGAGAACAAUAAAGAAGAUUAUAUUCGUAUAUUUUAAAGUAAAAAAAAAAUAAGACAAAAAAUAUUAAAAACAAAAAAGUAUUGAUUUUAAUAAUUAAUAAUUCACAAAUAAAGAGAAUUCCAUUUACAUUUUAGAUGGUUUAGUCACAGUUACAUAUGUGAUAUAGUUUACUUUUGUAAGGUAAAAAUCGUUAAAUUUUUUUAUAUCAUCAAAUUAUUAGGGAGAUAUUAUACCAUCUUUCAUUUUUUAUAUGACUUUUUUUUGUAAAAAAUGUGAUAUUUUAAGUGAAUUUAUACAAGAAAUUAAUCUAUCUAAAUUAUGUUAAAAAAGCUUCAAAAUCCCGCGAUUUUUACAAUAUAUUCAUGUUAUUAAAAAACUCUAGUUACCAUAAA